Plenodomus lingam JN3 is the source of this 1272-nucleotide messenger RNA. RefSeq lists its product as uncharacterized. Gene Ontology annotation, molecular function: DNA binding; DNA-(apurinic or apyrimidinic site) endonuclease activity; oxidized pyrimidine nucleobase lesion DNA N-glycosylase activity. Gene Ontology annotation, cellular component: nucleus. The record is from RefSeq and is a predicted model, not a curated record. Gene Ontology annotation, biological process: nucleotide-excision repair; base-excision repair, AP site formation; base-excision repair. NCBI's taxonomy places the organism in Eukaryota, Fungi, Ascomycota, Dothideomycetes, Pleosporales, Leptosphaeriaceae.
AUGAGAACCUCACGUAUCUCUCGCGACACGGCGCGCAUCAUUGCCGCAAGUCAGACACAGCGCACCUUACGUCAAACGAGGACAGCGGCCAACGUUGCCGUGCACAACAUUCGAGAUGCCGCCACAGAUAACAGUGACAGCGCAGAUCACAAUGAAAAUGCUUCAUCUGAUUCAGAAUUGAGCUCUGUGCCUACGGAGUCGGACACAGAUGGUGAAGGGCAAGCAACGACGAAGAAGCGGAAAAGGGGCCAGCAAGCGCCAGUCGUGGUAAAGCGUGAGCGGGAAGAGGUGUCUAUGGCAGCAAUCAAAUUGCCAGGUCAAGAAGCGAAGCCUAAGAAAGCGCGUCGUCAACCUGCCAAGAAGGUCAAGACGGAGAAUGGUGGCGUCAAAGUAGAACCACCAUCAAACUGGGAGGAGAUCUACGCUUUGACAAGAGAGAUGCGCCACGAGAACAUCGCGCCGGUAGAUACAAUGGGCUGCGAAAGUCUUGCAGAGAAGAACCGAUCACCACGCGAUCGGCGUUUCCAGACUCUCAUUGCGUUGAUGCUGAGCAGUCAAACAAAAGACACUGUGACCGCGGUCGCAAUGAGAAGCAUGCAAGAAGGUAUACCUGGUGGCUUCAAUCUCGAAUCCGUGCUUGCGCUUGAACCGGCCGCACUCAACGCCUUCAUCUGCAAAGUCGGCUUCCACAACUUGAAGACAAAGUACAUUAAGCAAACCGCCGAGAUCCUACGGGACAAGUGGAACUCGGACAUUCCAGACACAGUAGAAGGACUGAUCUCGCUACCUGGUGUCGGACCUAAAAUGGCCUAUCUCACCCUCAGCGCUGCAUGGGGCCGCGACGAAGGCAUAGGCGUAGACGUUCAUGUCCAUCGCAUCACGAAUCUUUGGGGCUGGCAUAAGACGCAGAAUCCAGAGCAGACACGCGCAGCCCUCGAGUCCUGGCUUCCCAGAGAUAAAUGGCACGACAUCAACAACCUGUUGGUUGGGUUUGGCCAGACGAUAUGUCUCCCCGUAGGCAGAAAAUGCGGCGAAUGCAAACUUGCAGAUCGCGGGCUUUGUCCCUCGGCAGUUGUGGGGAAGCGCACAAAGGUUGAGAAGGAAGAAGCUGUUGUUAAGAUUGAAGCGCCCGGCGAAGAGGAAACUGUGAAGCAGGAGGUGGUCGAGGUAACGGUCAACGACGUCAAAGCUGAAGAAGUGGAGGAUGUGAUGCCUGAUAUGGAAGAUAUUGGGAAAAAGCCGAGUAAACGAAUAACACGUCAGAAGUCGUAG